UUAAUUAUGAUUCGUUUUCUCUCAAUCGCUUAAUGUUUUGAAUGCCAUCACUUUUCGUAUUUGGACGACGUUAGAAGCAUUUUCAAUUCGUUCAAAUGAGUAACCGAGUGCGAAUCUUAUUAGUAUCCACCACAGAGAAGAAACACUCAGGAGAGGUUCAAGGGACAAAGCAGCAUUGGUACAAUGGUUUGUAUCAUCAAGCCUCUGUGUAUGGUGUAGCCACAGGUUAUUGCAUCUCAGCUUCACUUCUCUCAAUCAUCAACAAAUGGGCAAUCAUGAGAUUCCCUUACCCUGGUGCGUUAACCGCUCUUCAGUACUUCACAAGCACACUUGGUGUCUUACUCUGUGGCCAGUUAAAGCUCAUCGACCACGAUCCUCUCAAUAUCUUGACCAUGUGGAGGUUUCUUCCCGCAGCGAUCAUGUUCUACCUCUCACUCUUCACCAACAGUGAGCUUCUCCUUCACUCUAACGUCGACACUUUUAUCGUUUUCCGCUCAGCCGUUCCCGUUUUUGUCGCCGUUGGAGAGACCCUUUUCUUGAAACAGCCUUGGCCAUCUCUUAAGACAUGGAUCUCUCUUGCUACCAUUCUUGGAGGAAGCUUGCUCUAUGUGCUCACUGAUUACCAGUUUACAGUCACUGCUUAUAGCUGGGCCAUUGCGUAUCUUGUGAGCAUGUCUAUAGAUCUUGUCUACAUUAAGCACGUGGUUACGACCAUCGGGUUAAACACUUGGGGUCUUGUGCUUUACAAUAACUUCGAGGCUCUUCUCUUGUUCCCACUUGAGCUGCUCGUAAUGGGAGAGCUGCAGAAACUGAGGCAUGAGAUCAGUGAUAAGCCUGACUGGUGCAGUUUCUCGGUGGUUUUGCCGGUGGGUUUAUCUUGUUUUUUCGGUUUGGCUAUCUCUUUCUUCGGUUUUUCGUGUCGCCGGGGAAUAUCAGCUACCGGGUUUACGGUUCUUGGUGUUGUGAACAAACUGUUAACAGUUGUGAUCAAUCUGGUUAUAUGGGAUAAACACUCAACUUUCAUUGGAACUUUGGGACUCUUGAUCUGUAUGUUUGGUGGAGUCAUGUAUCAGCAGUCCACGAGCAAGAAACUGAAAGGUCUACAAGAAGAUAAUCCGCAAGAACAAGAUGAUGAACAAAAGAAACUACAAUACAACGAGGAAGCUCAUAAUAAACUAUGAUCGUACACGAAGCGACGUAGAGACAUAUACAUGCUUUGCAAAGAUGCCAAUAAACAACAAAAUUAGGAAACAAGAAAUCGUAGCACUAUUUCAAACCUAAGACCAAAAGCAUAUCAAGUUAUUUAAUGUACAUGCAAAUAAAAGCAAGAAGUUAUUGAUGCGAUUUUAGCUAGACACCCAAUGAUAGUCAGUGGUAGUAAUGUAGUCACAUAAGUAUCUCCUUUUGAAAUAUACUCGAAGAUGCAAUUAAUCAAUGCCAUUGUUAUGUAAAA
Molecule: messenger RNA, 1453 nt
Organism: Eutrema salsugineum
Lineage: Eukaryota; Viridiplantae; Streptophyta; Magnoliopsida; Brassicales; Brassicaceae
Product: GDP-mannose transporter GONST3
Exons: 1
Coding region: 96-1181 (361 amino acids)
Cellular component (GO): Golgi apparatus
Molecular function (GO): GDP-fucose transmembrane transporter activity; antiporter activity
Source: RefSeq, a predicted model, not a curated record